Brassica oleracea var. oleracea is the source of this 1309-nucleotide messenger RNA. RefSeq lists its product as uncharacterized. The record is from RefSeq and is a predicted model, not a curated record. The transcript has 6 exons. Gene Ontology annotation, biological process: regulation of gene expression. Bases 110 to 1309 code for a protein of 399 amino acids. NCBI's taxonomy places the organism in Eukaryota, Viridiplantae, Streptophyta, Magnoliopsida, Brassicales, Brassicaceae. Gene Ontology annotation, cellular component: peroxisome.
UCUCUCUCUCCCUCUCUCUCUCUCUCUCUCUCAUCCGUCCGUGAAGAAAAGCAUCCAAAGCAGCUAGAAGGAAGGUCUCUCCAAUUCCCAUCGCCAUCUCCGCAGAACCAUGGGCGAAGACGAUACCAUCGGUUUUGAGGCCUUGAGGCAGACGCUCGUGUACUGGAACAUAGAUGACUACCCAAUCCCUACCGAUGAUCUUGAUCCUGUUUUUGGCGAUAUCUUAAAAGCUCUUCAUGUAAUGGGCUUUCGUAAUGGGUAUAUAGACGUGUAUCUGUAUUCUGAGCAAAUCAACUGCGAGGCCAUAGUAACUAAUGACUUCUUAGGCCAAGGCGAGUAUUAUUGUGCUUUUGGUUACAAAGUGCUCGAUAUCACUUUGUAUAUGAUUCGUCACGCAUCGUGUAUUGGACCAGGACCAGCGAAUUAUUUUGUAAUUGCAAAACCAAAAAGGGAGUUACAUAGGGUUCUGCACUGUUUGCAAUCAAGGCGUCACAAUGUUCUUCUAGUAAAGCCGCCGCCCCCUGAUGAAGAAUUUCUCUUUAGUGUAGCCUCUCUACUUGAGAAUGCUCGAUUUUUAGGUGGAGGAAAGCCUAGAUUCAAAGAAUUAUAUGCUUCUCAUGCGUCUGAGUAUGAUAUCUCCUUUGAAAAGUAUGUAGAGAUCAAAGAAGAUGUCUCCAAGAUGGUAGAUUUCUCCGAGCGUAUCCCAACCGUCAGAGGGCCUAGGACAGCCGUCUUCUGGGAUGCCGUGGAUUACCCUUUCCCUCCUUCUUCCACUCCUGAUGAGAUCUACCACUCUAUCUCAUCAGCUCUUGUUGAAAGGUAUUUUAGUGAUAAUAUUACUAUCUGGGCCUAUCUUGAUGAUGAUGAUGAUGACAAGAAAGGGUCUGCCUUACUGGGUGGUGACAAGACGUGGACUUCCAGAAUCUACUUUCUUCCCGGAGGGGAUAAAGCCUCGAGACGUAUCAGAAUGUUAAAUGACAUGUUUUUAUUGGCAAGGGACUCUCCUCAGUGCAGUAGUUAUGACGCUAGUUUGGUCCUGUUCGCAGAUCAGUUCAUAGGUGCCGCCUACUACAUCAAUAUGCUUCAAAGAUUGGAUGACAUUCGUUACCAUAUUCUCUUAGUCACUCCGACUCUGGACAUCAACAAACCCGAAACCCCUCAAUGGCCUGGAUUGCUUAUAGAUAGAGGCGCAGCCACUUUUGCUCUUGAAACUUGCAAAAUCUCUGAAGAACCUCCUAGCCCCAAAAAGCAUGAAGCCCUUGCCGCCGCUGAAGAAGAAGAAACACGUAAGACGCUUCAAAUGAUAUGA